Malania oleifera is the source of this 468-nucleotide messenger RNA. RefSeq lists its product as uncharacterized. Bases 1 to 468 code for a protein of 155 amino acids. NCBI's taxonomy places the organism in Eukaryota, Viridiplantae, Streptophyta, Magnoliopsida, Santalales, Ximeniaceae. The transcript has 3 exons. The record is from RefSeq and is a predicted model, not a curated record.
AUGAGGUUUGUAGAUGCUGAUUAUACUGGAGAUAUAGAUGCCAGAAAGUCUACAACGGGAUAUGUAUUUACCCUUGUAGGAGGUCUGGUGGUAUGUUCGAGAUCCAUGGUACAGUCUCUGGUAGCAUUAUCCAUGACUGAGGUGGGAUAUAUGAUAGUUGCUGAAACUGCAAAGGAAGCCUUAUGGCUUACUGGUUUACUUGACAUGGAAAAUGCCUUUCUUCGUGGCAAUCUUGAAAAGGAGGUGUACAUGGACAUUCCACCAAGAUAUACUGCUUCCUCAGAGGCAAAGGUUGCAUGCUACAUGGGCAUUGAUUGGGUAGGAAAUAUUUCGGAUAGGAAAUCUACAUCGGGCUACUUCACAUUUGUAGGAGGUAAUCUUGUUACUUGGAGAAGCAAGAAGCAAAAAGUAGUAGCAUUAUCCAGCGCUAAAGCCGAAUUUCGAGGAAUGACUAAGGGUCUUUUGUGA